AUCACAGCGUUUCCUAAAGCUCUUCGCAUUUCAUUUAAAUCUACCGUUACUUGUUUUUUUUUUUUGUUUGUUUAUUUUAUUUUAUUUUAAACGUGGCCAAUAGCGCUACGUUGCACAAGCGAUCCGUUAAACGUACUGACAAAUACGAACAAACGUGGCUGGAGCCUUCCCGUCAAAUAUAGUUCAUGGCAUAUUGUCUGUAGUCCAGUUUGACUGAAUAUUUUCGUCCGAGUCCUCAACCGUCUCAUUAAUAUGCGCACCGCUUGCUUGUCGUUCAGGCAGCCAUACGCUGGUCUCGUAUUGAACGGAGUAAAGUCUGUAGAGACCCGGUGGCGCCCUCUGCUGGCGGACCUCAAGAGCUGCACUCUUGCUAUACAUGUCGCCCAGGCAGACUGGGAAGGCGAUGAGUGGUCAAACAUCCUUACGCAGAUGUUUGGAAUGAAUCCUCGGCAAGUUGAAGAGCUUCUAGAGUCUGGGGAAAGAUUCGGGAGGGGUGUUGUUGCAGGUCUUGUAGAUGUUGGGGAAACCUGGUACUGUGCGGAGGACUUACCCCCAGAGGAAAUGAAAGAGCUGGAGAAAGCAGCUUGCCUGACAGGACUUCAACAGAAAUACCUUACGACACUGUCAAACCCACGUUGGCUCACAGAGCCACUCUAUGUGAGAGGGCAUAAAAAUGUGUGGACAGUUAACAUCCCAGAACGUCUGCUGCCCUUUGAUGAACAAGAGUAAUGGAAUCCAGUGGAGCUAUAGCAGCGACUCAUUGAGACAUGCAGUGUUUUCAGUUUUUUUUGAAUAACUAGUGAAGGAUUGUAUUAAAGAUCUACGCUGCUAUUUUGUCUGAACAUUCGACUUGUGUAACAAUUCAUUUGAUGAGACCUGAAUCAUUUCCACUGCCAAAAAACAAAUAUGCAUUGAAAACCAACA
Pygocentrus nattereri (red-bellied piranha) is the source of this 924-nucleotide messenger RNA. RefSeq lists its product as uncharacterized. The coding region runs from base 253 to 729 and encodes 158 amino acids. The record is from RefSeq and is a predicted model, not a curated record. The transcript is spliced from 2 exons. Lineage: Eukaryota; Metazoa; Chordata; Actinopteri; Characiformes; Serrasalmidae.